Molecule: messenger RNA, 3255 nt
Organism: Musa acuminata AAA Group (dessert banana)
Lineage: Eukaryota; Viridiplantae; Streptophyta; Magnoliopsida; Zingiberales; Musaceae
Product: protein MOS2
Exons: 7
Coding region: 137-1567 (476 amino acids)
Biological process (GO): mRNA splicing, via spliceosome
Cellular component (GO): spliceosomal complex
Molecular function (GO): nucleic acid binding
Source: RefSeq, a predicted model, not a curated record
CACGUGCCCAAACCCUAAUUGCUCGAUCUCUCUAUCCUUUCCCCUUCCCUGAUUCCUCCGAUUUCGUCUCCCGUCGCGUCCUCCUGAGCUGAUCUCCGCCGCCUCUGCUCUCUCUUCUCCGAGGCAGGAAAGAAAGAUGGAGAAAGAGACGCCGAAGCUCUCCUUCUCCUUCUCGUCCACCGCCUCCAAGCCAUCCUCUCGCUCCACCGCUACCAAGGCCGCCCGAGCGCAGGCCGAUGACGGCGGCGUCAAGCCCCAAUUCGUCACCGUCUUCGACCCUUCUGCAGCUCCCGGCCUCGGCGACGUCAAGCCCGUCAUCCCUCCGAUCCCCAACGUCGACCUCAACCCCGCCUUGAAGCGGAUGAAGAACCUCCUCCCCCUCCCCACCUCCGACGACGACCCCUCCGCAGCCGCCGCCAACACCGCUCACUUCGUCCUCGACACUUCCACCGGCGACGCCCCCGCCGGCCACAUCCCCUACGGCCUCACCCUCCGCUCCGCCGCCGCGGGCGACGCCGAUGGCGCCAGGUCCCAGCGGGAGGAGAACGGCCCUGGACGGCGCCGCGGCCGUGCCCAGGACGACGAUUUCAUGCACCGGAGAUACAGGGAGGACGUGAAGGAUCUGCCGGAAGAUCGAGGCAUGGAGGAGUUUAAAGACAUCAAUGUGGAGGAUUUUGGUGCUGCCGUUCUUGCGGGGUAUGGGUGGACGCAAGGCCAGGCGGUUGGGCGGAACAAGAAUCUGGUCGACACCAAGGUCUUCGAGUACAAGAGGAAGGGUGGCUCCGAAGGUAUUGGAUACAACCCAUCCUCGGGAGAUCCCAAGAAAAGAAGGGGACUUUGGGUUUCGGAAGAAGAGAAAGAGAAGGAAAAAGAGAAAACAAAAGAGAAGGAGAAGAUCGUCAGGGUUAUAUCAGGUCGACAUAUGGGGUCGAAAGGCAAAGUCUUGAAAAGGUCGGGUAGCUCUGAGCUAUUUUUGAAGCUGCUUGAGACUGGAGAAGAGGUCAAACUAAGGGAUGACAUGGUUGCUGAUUUGGGCUCAACAGAGGAAGAGAAGUUCUUGAGGAAAUUGAAGAGGUCAGAGAAUGAGGGCAGGGAUCAGAGGAGGGACGAGAAGAGGAACAGGCAUGAAAGGAGAGAGGAGAAGAGUGAAUCCGUGCAGGAAAGCUCCAGGAGCAAUUACCGGAGUGAGGAGAACAAAGUCCGAUGGCUUACAAGCCAUAUUAGGGUCAGAAUAGUCAGCAAGGAUUUCAUGGGUGGGAAGCUGUACCUGAAGAAGGGGGAGGUAAUUGAUGUGGUGGGCCCAACAACAUGCGACAUUUCGUUGGAUGGAAGCAAGGAGUUGGUACAAGGUGUGGAUCAGGAUAUCCUCGAGACAGCACUGCCUAAGAGGGGAGGAUCAGUGCUUGUGCUAUAUGGGAAGCACAAGGGUGUCUUUGGGAGCCUUGUCGAGAGGAACACUGACAAGGAUACUGGAAUGGUAAGAGAUGCAGAUAGUCAUGACUUGAUCAAGGUGAGGUUGGAUGCGAUUGCUGAGUAUCUUGGGGAUCCAAGUUACCUCGGCUAUUGAUUCUUGAUUUAUUCAUGUCACUAGCUGCUUAUUAGCAGCUCCCUCACUGAAGAAGGUCCACAACCAACUGAUCUUUUCUAAAUAUAUUCAAGACCUGAAUUGUUGUCUCAUCAGAUCAUGUUCUGAUGCAUUAUAGGAUGAAAGGUUCCUGCAAGUCAGGACACAGCUUGGAACGUGUUUCUGAAGGGGAGUAACCUUAGUAAUUAUGAUAUAAAUUAACCUUGAUCUCCCUAGAAAAUUGACCUAAGUUACAUUCAAUGUGCAACAUUCCAGGUGGGUUUGAGCAUGGCCAUGGGAUAUCCACUUGGUUCAUGGUAUGCUAGGAUUAUAAGAUAUGACUUUCCAUUCAUGAUAAAGAAAACAAAACAGGAUAUAUGAGAAGAGUUUGGAAAGCCGAGGUGACCCCUAGCUGUUUCCUCCUUUGGCGAUGGCACCACCUUCUCGUGUAUUAGUUUUUUUGGUUAAUUGUGUUAUGUAACUACAACCUUCAACUUUAGCCAUUUUUCUAGUCAUCAGGUUGCUUUUUUGUUGUUGCUGUUGUUAUUGUUUUUCCUUUUUUUGUGUUGGUAUGUUCCAUUAUGCUAGUUAAAUGAUGUGAAUUUCUCAAAUUUGCUUUUCCAGGUUAUCAUACACAUUUGUUGAAGUGUUGGGCAUCUAUCUUCAUUUACAAUAUGAACUCGAACCUAAAUCCUGAAAUUGAUGUCUAAUUCUACAAGUUCAAUAUAGCUGACAGGGUGCAAGUACAUAAAUUAUCACAUGAUCCCAUUUAUUGUGGUUUCUCAUUUUGAGGAUAUUUUGACUCAUUAAGUUUCUGGUGUACAUGACAAGCUGCUAACACAGUGAAAUUUGCGGUGCAACAUGGCCAUCAUGAUUAGUUGUUCUCACAGUUUUGCAGGAGGAUGCUGGAGAAGACUUUUUUGUGUGUGGAAACAUUACAAGCAAAGAAGACCUGAUGCUACAAAUUGACCUAUUUGGUGUUGCCGGAUGAGCCUGCUGUGGCCAUCUAAUGAAUGAUCUGAUGAUUCAAGAUGAAAAAUACUGUUCAUCUGGAAGUGAUAUAGUGAGGUUGGGAAGUCUUUUUGGAUAUGGAAUUUAACGAAACACCCGACUUUGCGGGGACCCUCAGAAUAAUGUAGCGAAUGACGAUUGCGGCGAGAAGAAGCCAACAAUAGUUAGUGCUCAGAGGAAGCCGCAGAGGACGGAGAGGCCGAGGACGAUGAGCCACACGAUGUGGAGGAGGAGGAAGGCCUGGCCGGAGACGAGGCCGGUACCAGCGCUGCCGACCUGGCAAGGGCCCCGCUUGGUGACGCGGACGCCGGCGCACGCCGCCUCCGGGCAGCCGCACCAGUACGUGACGCCGUUCGCACCGCACACGGGGUCCGGCCGGAAGCAGCUGACGCGGCAGGAGGGGGCCCCUCCGUCGGAUAUGGCGCCGCAGAGGUCGGCGACGGCGUCGAUGCCUUCGGAUCGGGCGGCGGGAACGAGGAGGAGGAGGAGGAGGAGGGCAGACUCCACGGCGGAGAGCCGAGGAGAGUUCGCCAUUGCCCGCAGGAGAGAACGUCCGAGGGUGCCCGAACCCUAACGAACAAAGAAAGGGAGGAAUUGGUGCUUCGACAUCCCCGAGGGGCCUUUGGAUGGAUGCUUUGCUUUCUCUCCUUUUUUCUUUAAUUCCUUUUGUCUUAUUUCUA